This is a messenger RNA of Oldenlandia corymbosa var. corymbosa, 2939 nucleotides long. The record is from the annotation of a GenBank genome assembly. Lineage: Eukaryota; Viridiplantae; Streptophyta; Magnoliopsida; Gentianales; Rubiaceae.
AUUAUUUACAUCUAUGUGAUAGUGUUGGCCACUAACAUCAUUCUACCCUUUCCUUUUUCCUCCCUUUUCACUUACCUGUCUCCUUCUAUAUAUAUACACACACACACACACACAAAUUCACCUAAAAGAAAAAAAACUCCGGCUUCACUGAAUUUGGAAGAUUGAGAGUGCGAGUUGAUAAAAAAUGGAAGGAGGAAAUAAUCGUUUUCUGGGAUGGAAGAAAAGCCCAAGAAAUUGGCUUCAAGAUCAUCAUCAUCAUCAUCAUCAUCAUGUAGAUGAGGCUGAUCAUGAAUCAUCCAUAGCUCUGCCUUCUGUGCCUCCACCAGAAACACCCAAGGAACCAAUGGAGUUCUUGUCAAGAUCUUGGAGCCUUUCUGCUUCUGAAAUCUCCAAAGCCCUUGCCCAGAAAGAGAAAUUAGAGAAGCAAUCUUUUGAGAAGAAACUCAAUUCCAUUCCUGAAACUGUCUCUCCAAAUCAUCACCACAUUGCUGGGAAGGUUAUGAUUCCGGUACCUCAGGGGAGAAAAUCAGGGCCAAUUGGGAGGUGGUUUCAACACAAGGAAUCUAACCAUAACACAGUGAAGAAAAAGGAUAAAGCAAGGAUGGAAAAUGCUCAUAUGCAUGCUGCUUUAUCGGUUGCAGGAUUGGCAGCAGCAUUGGCUGCUGUGGCUGCAGCAGAGAACAAGAAAGACACAAGCUCCAAGAUGACUGCAGCUAUGGCUUCAGCUACAGAGCUUCUGGCAUCCCAUUGUAUAGAAUUGGCCGAAUCGGCCGGAGCCGGCCACGACCGUGUUGCCACCGCCGUCAGAUCAGCCGUUGAUGUCCGGGGAGCGAGUGAUUUAGUUACCCUAACUGCUGCAGCUGCAACUGCUCUGCGUGGAGAAGCAGCUCUGAAAGCAAGAUCACCAAAAGAUGCUAAGAAGAACGCAUCUAUUAGUCCAUGUGACAAGAGUUUAGCAGAAACUCAGUCUUUCUCUGCUUGUGAUUAUGAAGCUGCAGAAGUUCCCUGUGUUGGUGAUUUGUUGCAACACACAAGAAAAGGUGCUCUGCACUGGAAGCAUGUUUCUGUCUACAUCAACAAGAAAUCUCAGGUCAAACUCAAAAUAAAAAGCAAACAUGUAGCCGGGGCAUUUUCCAAGAAGAACAAAUGUCUUGUUUAUGAAGUUUGUGAUGACAUUGCUUCAUGGCCAUUCAAGAAAGAAAGGGAAAACGUGGAAGUCUAUUUCGGAGUGAGAACUGCUCAGGGUCUGGUUGAAUUCAAGUGUAAGAACAAAGGCCACAAACAGAAAUGGGUAGAUGGGAUUCAAGACCUCCUAAGGCGAUCCAGUUUCAUGGAAGAUUCCGAUAAUUCUACCAGAAUGUUAAACAUUAAUUAUAGCAUCUAGUUUUUCUACAUUUUCUUGUUUUGGGUAAUAGUAAACUUAGUUCAUAUUGAAAUUCAGAAAAGUAACAAGUGAAGUGUUUUUUUUUUUUUUUUGGUUUUUUUGGUUGUGUGCACUUGCUCUAAAUAUCAGCAAAAUGUGAGAGCUAUGUGCCAAUUUGUACAAAAGUUUGCACAUUCGUUUCUGGUAGUUACAUUAUAAGAUGAAUCCAUUUGCAAAUAGCUGUAGAACAGGAUUUUGAAGAUCUUUGAAGCAAAUAGUGUUUUUUUUUUCUUUUCUUCUUGAGCUAAAAACAUUGAAAAAUUAUAAGGCACUUCCAAUAAGUGCUAAUGUUUACACUGAAAAUCAGGCUCCUCUAAAGAGUGCAGUUUAACUAAUAAACAAACCUAUUUUCUAGUAGGGGAAUGAAUUAUCUCAAUCCAGCUUUUGUGAAUGCAUCUUCAAAAUCAUCAUUGCGGUCAUACCGAAACACCUCAGCUAUCUCACAGUUGAAGUAGUUUUCAAUCUUUUUUAUCAGCUUCUUAUCCCUGUCAUUGCAAAGUAGGUUGAAGACGGCGCGCCUUAGCGCCCGAAGCGACCGGCUCUACAACGCGACGCAGGUAUCCCUCAUGAAGAUCUCUUUGCUGAUGGUCUGAUCAACAAAAGCUCUGACAUUGUCAUUGAACGUGGCGGAAAACAGAACCACCUGGCAAUCAGGGCUGCUUUGAACAAUUAAUCUCAUAAUCUUUUUCGACGAAUCUCUGAAAGAACCCUCUGCAAGCAUAUGAUCCGCUUCGUCGAAUACAAGUAUCUUCAUGAAUCUCAAGCUCAGUUUCUUCGAUGUGAUCAAACUGUCAAUUGUUCCAGGGGUUCCGAUCACAACCUGAGCGGUGAUCGGAACCCGUUUCCGAACCGGAAUAGUCCCGUUUAGAGCUAAUUCCGAUUGAAUUCCGGUGAACUUCCCCAUCUUUACUAAGACUUCCAUGUUCUGGAUGGCCAAUUCUCGUGUUGGGCAGAUACAGAGUGCCAGAGAGUUUUGGGUCGAUUCUGCUUAACAUUCCGAGAACAAAACAGGUUGUUUUUCCAGACCCAUUGAGGGCUUGAGCCACCAGGCUCUUAUACGGCGUGGAAAGAAUCAUUGGCAAAGUAACGGCCUGAAUCUUACCGGGUUUUUCGAAUUUCAUCUCCAGAUAUAACCCCUUCAAGAGUUCAGGGGGAUAGGUUCAAGUCUUCGAAUUUCUUGGCUGAUUCAUAUAUGGUAUCCCCAGUGGCGGCAAUUGCUUCCACACAGCAUUCUUCAUCAGCAUCAGCUUCAUUCUUCAACUUUUCCGUGUCUUCGAGAGUUAACAAAUCAAGACUAAUUUCGUUGGCCAUUGAAGGAAGAGAUUAUUAAUCGAUUUUUGUGUGAUGGAGAGAAUGGAGAAGAAAGUCAAUCCGGUGCUAUAUUUAUACGCGGCAAGUAGGAAAAGUAAUCUUUUGCUAGUUCGGUUUUAGAAACCAAUCUAUAUUUGGAAACAGGAAUUACUAAUUAGGAAAUAAACAAUCCUGUAAAGUAAAAAUUAAAUCCAUCUUCUGUCGG